AUGGGAAAUUGUAUUUAUAAGAUAUAAAUUGACCAAUAAGGUAUGAUUUUACUAAACUUCAUAAAGCUUAGAGUCAUAAUUAAAUUGAUUAGAAUAUUGUUGAAUAGGCUAUCAAAGAUGAAGUCAUACAACCUCCACCUUUGAUCGAACCCAAAAAAAUUUAUACCUAAAAUUAUGAAAUUAUACAAGAGAGUUCUGAUAGUCAAACACCUAAUAUAUUUAGUUCUUAAACAUCAAAUCCAAAGAUAAAAUAUCAGUAGGAUUUAUAACUCUCUCCUGAUAUUUUGGUAAGAAAUUAAAAAGAAGGAGAAAUGUUUUUAGUUCAUUAUGAAAUCAUAAGAAAAUUAGGAUAAGGAGGAUUUGGUUCAGUUUAUUAGGUAAGACAUUUGAAAACCAAUUUAAUAAGAGCAGCAAAGGUAAUUUAGAAAUAAGCUAUUGAUGAUGAGUAAUUAUUAAUAUCUGAAAGUGAGAUUUUAAAGGAUUUAGAUCAUCCUAACAUAGUUAAGAUACUCGAAAUAUUUAGUGAUGUUUAAAAUAUUUAUAUUAUCACAGAAUGUUUAUGUGGAGGUGAAUUGAUUGAGAGAGUAAGAACAAUCACAAAUUAUAAUGAAGAAAUUGCAAAAUAAUAUAUGUAAUAAAUAUUAUCUGCUAUGGUUUAUUGUCAUAAUAGAAAAAUUGUGCAUAGAGAUUUGAAAGUAUAAAUUAAAUUAAUAUCAGCCUGAAAACAUUUUAUUUGAUGACAAUGAUAUUAAUUCUAAUUUAAAAAUAAUAGAUUUUGGUGCAAGUGAGAAAAUGAUAUCAAAAAAAUUAACAACUAAAAUUGGUACACCUUAUUUUCUAGCACCUGAAAUUUUAAGACCUAAUGGUUAUGAUGAAAAAGUAGAUGUUUGGUCUUGUGGAAUAAUACUCUAUAUAUUAUUAAUUGGAAAGGCACCAUUUAGAGGUAAAAAUUAAUUAGAAACCUUGUAAUUAGCAUAAAAAGCUAAUUUAAAUUUCAGUGGUAAUUUAUAUUAAUUAAUUAAAGGUAAACAUUGGAAUAAAAUAAGUCCAGAAGCAAUAGAUUUAAUUAAACUUAUGAUUUAAAAAGAUCCACAUAAAAGAAUUUCUAUGAAAGAUGCAUUGAAUCAUAUAUGGAUUUCAAAUUAAUCACCUAAAAGUAUUUAAUUUGAUCAAGAAUUCUUUAAAGAAAUUACUAAAUUUAAAGGAUAUAAUAAUUUAAGAGUAGCUAUUAAUUAAUUUGUUACUGUUUAAAUUUCUAAAAGAGAAGAAAAAUAAAAAUUCCUAUCAAUAUUUAAAUCUUUAGAUAAAAAUGGUGAUGGUUUAUUAAGUUAAGAGGAAAUCCUUUAAGGAAUGAUUAGUGUAAAAAUGGAUAAAAUUGAAUCAUAACUUAUGGUUAAAGAAAUUAUGGAUAAAAUUGAUACAAAUCAUUCUGGGAGAGUUGAUUUUACAGAAUUUCUCACUGCUUCUAUAAUAUAAGAACAAUAAUUCUUAAAAGAAAGUUUAAAGAAGGCCUUUCGUUUAUUUGAUCUUGAUGGUAAUGGAACUAUCUCAAGAAUUGAAAUUGAGGAAAUCUUUGGAGGUAUUCAAAUUGAUAAUUCUGCUUGGUAAGAUAUUUUGGCAUCAUGUGACAACAAUAAGGAUGGUCUAAUAGAAGAAGAAGAAUUUAUUGCACUUCUUGUAAAUUUAGAAUGA
Molecule: messenger RNA, 1692 nt
Organism: Paramecium pentaurelia
Lineage: Eukaryota; Ciliophora; Oligohymenophorea; Peniculida; Parameciidae
Source: the annotation of a GenBank genome assembly